AAAAAAAAAAUUCGACUGUUGACGGAGACGGAGACUAUCAGAAGGAUCUAUUGUAUAAGUAUGUUUACAAUUUACAUACAGUCCAUGGUGCAGUGGUGGUAGUACUCUGCCAUAUCUUAUCAGUCAAGCUCGAGGCAGGCAGCAUGACACCAACGUGACACCUCAAGAAGUGCCGCCACUGCUCUGUCCGCUGUGUGCCAUCCCGCCAUAACAGCAUAGUAGCUGGUCAGCCUCAGCCCUCACCUGGUAACCACCACUAUGGCCUCCCGCUACCUGGUGUUUGUGUACGGCACACUGAGGCAGGGCAAGCCAAACCAUUUCAGGCUGUUGGAAGCCAACAGUGGGUCUGCACAGUACCUAGGCCUGGCCACCACAUGUGAGAAGUACCCACUUGUUAUUGCCUCCAGGUAUAACAUUCCUUACCUGCUUGCUGCUCCUGGCUAUGGAAAGCGUGUGCUUGGUGAGGUGUAUGAGGUAGAUGACAAGAUGCUGGAGGUGCUUGACCAGUUGGAAGCUCAUCCCAAAUAUUAUGAGAGGAAGAUGAGGAAGGUGAAGCUGGAGGAGUCUGGAAAAGAGGUGGAGUGCUGGCUGUACCUGCUUCACAAGUACAAGCCAUUCAUGAUGGAGCUCCCCUUCUUGGAUGACUACAAUGCAGCACCUGAUGACCCAGACAAGCAAUACAUGCCCCGGUACUUGAGGGAAAAGGGAAAUGAAAAUGAAUAUUGGUCAGAUGUUAAGGUGGAUGAGUUAACAGCAUGAGAUGGGCUGGAACACGUAGAUCGGAGAGUGUUCUUGUUGGUGCCGGGGAAGACACUGUAUGCAACUCCAUGUCCUUUAAUGAGCUAUUCCCCUACACAGCUUUGUACAUGCAUAAGUAAUCUCUGUCUCUUGAAUUGUCCUUUAAUGAGCUAUUUUCCUGCACAGUCCUGUACAUGCAUAAGUAAUAUCUGUCUCUUGAAUUGUUCCUGUGCCCUAAAAAUUUUAUAUGUAAUCUUCUGAAGCUGUAAAAUUAACAAGCUUUAGAGUUGGAGUUUCUAUUUCUCAAGCAUGAAUAGUUUCUAUCUCCUUGACUAGUAUGAAAAUAGGUUUUGAAAACAUUAUUGUACAUGCAUUCUGUUAAAUAAUCAAGAUUAGACUUAAGACACUUAUUUUUAUCAUAUAUA
Scylla paramamosain (green mud crab) is the source of this 1163-nucleotide messenger RNA. RefSeq names its product putative gamma-glutamylcyclotransferase CG2811. Gene Ontology annotation, cellular component: cytosol. Gene Ontology annotation, molecular function: gamma-glutamylaminecyclotransferase activity. The transcript is spliced from 4 exons. The record is from RefSeq and is a predicted model, not a curated record. Bases 259 to 759 code for a protein of 166 amino acids. NCBI's taxonomy places the organism in Eukaryota, Metazoa, Arthropoda, Malacostraca, Decapoda, Portunidae.